CGCGAGCCGUCCCCGUCCAGCUCACGGACCCCGCCGUCCUGCACACUGCACACGGAUACCGCCACCGAGUCCCUGCAGGACCCGCGGGUUCCUCGUUCCAAAGACCCCGGCCGAAGCAGCCCGCCGUGCCGCCGCCGCCGCCAUGGAGUGCAAGCCCGAGCGCCUCUUCCUGGCCGUCGCCGUCGUGGUGCUGGCGGUCGCCGCCGUCGCCGGCGAGGACACCAAGGCUGCGCAGAUGGAGGCCAGCACGGUCCAGCCGCGCCAAGAUAAAUCCGACUUCAUCGCAGACGCGCUGCUCCGGGCUGGCAUGCCCGCCGGCGACGUGGGUCUGUCCUCCGUGGUGGCGCGGAACUACAAGAAGAUGGCGCAGACCAUCCUGCCGCUGCUGGUGGGCUUCAAGGCCACCGGCAUGCUCGUCAUGGCCAUGGCCGUCACCAAGUUCGUGCUGCUCAAGGCCCUGUUCCUGUCCACCACGGCGCUGCUCAUCGCGGCGCUGCUCGCCCUCAAGAAGUUCCUGUCCUCCGGGCAGCCGCACGACGUGCCCGCGGCCUACACCUACUCGCACCACGACCUGUCGCACAUGCCCUACCUCAGCACGGGCCACACCGGCGCCGAGCAGUACAUGGAGGCCUCGCACAUGCAGAUGCCGCAGGUCACGUACAUUGGCGGCUCCUACGGCCUGCAGAGCAUCCCCUACUCCGCGGCCACCGGCGCCGGCGUGGCGGCCGCGGGGGCGGGGCUGGGGGCGGCCGACGACGUCCAGGGCCUGUACUCGACCAACGCCAACACCGUCGCCGCGCUGUCCGCCGCGCAGCUGCAGCAGUUGCAGCAGUUGCAGCAGCAGGCCCUGCUCGCCCAGCAGCUGGGCAGCGCCAGCGGCGCCAACGGCACGCAGCAGGCUGGGCAGCUGCUGCAGCUGUCGAGACGCAGGCUGAACGUCCCCCCAGGAGCGACGGUUUCCAGUCCGUAUCCCUACCGGCCGACCAGGACCGAGACGAGGCCGGCGUAGGGGUUGAUGUGUACCAUCCACUGUAAAUAACGUCUUCCUAGU
Molecule: messenger RNA, 1051 nt
Organism: Thrips palmi
Lineage: Eukaryota; Metazoa; Arthropoda; Insecta; Thysanoptera; Thripidae
Exons: 5
Coding region: 143-1009 (288 amino acids)
Source: RefSeq, a predicted model, not a curated record